Molecule: messenger RNA, 2022 nt
Organism: Medioppia subpectinata
Lineage: Eukaryota; Metazoa; Arthropoda; Arachnida; Sarcoptiformes; Oppiidae
Source: the annotation of a GenBank genome assembly
GAUUGCGACGAUUCUGACAGUUAUGAGAGUGAAUCCAAACAAGUGAUUGUCGGCAUCUGUGCGAUGGAGAAGAAGACAGAAUCGCGUCCAAUGAAAGAGAUAUUGACACGACUUAACGAAUUUGAAUUCAUUAAGACUAUUGUCUUCUCCGAGAAGACAAUUCUUAGCGAUCCGGUAGACAUGUGGCCGCUUUGCGACUGUUUUAUAUCGUUUCACUCAAAGGGCUUUCCGUUAAGCAAAGCCAUUGAAUACGUGUCACUUCGGGAACCAUUUAUUAUCAAUGAUCUUCACAUGCAAUACGAUAUUCAGGACAGACGUAAAGUGUAUAGAAUAUUAGAGGAAUCGGGUGUAGAGUUACCGCGUUAUGUGGUUCUCGACAGAGACUCUCCUAAUCCUGAAGAACGUGAACUCAUUGAGAGUGAAGAUCACAUCGAAAUCAAUGGCGUUGUCUUUAAUAAGCCGUUUGUCGAGAAACCAAUUUCGGCCGAAGACCACAACAUUUACAUCUAUUAUCCGACGUCUGCCGGCGGCGGAAGUCAACGGCUCUUUCGAAAGAUAGGCUGCAGAAGUAGUGUCUAUUCUCCGGAAAGUCAUGUCCGAAAAACAGGUUCUUAUAUCUACGAAGAGUUUAUGCCAACCGAUGGAACCGAUGUGAAGGUGUAUACGGUUGGCCCCGAUUACGCUCACGCGGAGGCCCGCAAAUCACCCGCACUCGACGGGAAGGUAGAGAGGGAUAAAGAGGGCAAAGAAGUGCGAUAUCCAGUGAUCUUAAGCAACACCGAGAAACUAAACGCGCGGACAGUGUGUCUGGCGUUCAAACAAACCGUUUGCGGCUUUGAUUUACUCCGCGCUAACGGCAAGUCAUACGUGUGUGACGUAAACGGGUUUAGUUUUGUGAAGAACUCAAUGAAAUACUACGACGACUCGGCGAAGAUCUUGGGGAAUAUGAUACUCAGGAAUCUGGCGCCACAGCUGCACAUCCCAUGGCUUAUACCCUUCCAAUUGGACGAUCCGCCGAUAGUGCCCACGACUUUGGGCAAAAUGAUGGAACUCAGGUGUGCUAUCGCUGUCAUCAGACACGGAGACAGAACUCCCAAACAGAAGAUGAAAAUGGAAGUAAAACACCCGAAGUUUUUCGAAAUAUUCGACAAAUACGGCGGUUAUAAAGACAGCAAACUUCACGUGAAGCUUAAGAAACCGAAGCAAUUGCAGGAAGUGUUAGACAUCGCGCGAUACCUCAUCUCCGAAAUCGACCAAAAUUCCGAUCCGGAAAUCGAGGAAAAUAAGUCAAAACUCGAACAAUUGAAGUCCGUUCUCGAAAUGUACGGACAUUUCUCCGGUAUUAAUAGAAAAGUUCAGCUGAAAUAUCAGCCUAAAGGCAGACCCCGUCAGUCCAGCAGCGAAGACGAAAAUUCUGGCGAUCCUUCACUGCUAUGUAUAGUGAAAUGGGGCGGAGAGUUGACCGCUGGCGGCCGCAUACAGGCCGAGGAAUUGGGCCGAGUUUUCCGUUGUAUGUAUCCGGGUGGACAAGGUGAAUACGCGGGAACUCAAGGCCUUGGUUUGCUUCGACUGCACAGCACUUUCCGACACGACCUUAAGAUCUAUGCAUCAGAUGAAGGUGAAUACGCGGGAACUCAAGGCCUUGGUUUGCUUCGACUGCACAGCACUUUCCGACACGACCUUAAGAUCUAUGCAUCAGAUGAAGGACGCGUUCAGAUGACUGCGGCUGCUUUCGCUAAGGGUUUGUUAGCACUUGAAGGAGAGUUGACUCCAAUUUUGGUACAAAUGGUUAAAAGUGCGAACACUAAUGGAUUACUUGAUAACGAUUGCGAUUCUAGUAAAUAUCAAAAUGCAGUGAAACACAGAUUACAUGAUAUGAUGCAAGUGGACAGAGAUUUCACUCCAGAAGACAUGGAACUUCUGAAUCCACUUCACGCCCGUUCCGUCCAAACAGCGCUUAAUUUUGUGAAAAAUCCGGUCAAAGCCUGUGAUACUGUUUACGGAUUUAUACAGGAAUUGAAU